Molecule: messenger RNA, 1602 nt
Organism: Xenopus laevis (African clawed frog)
Lineage: Eukaryota; Metazoa; Chordata; Amphibia; Anura; Pipidae
Gene: wnt10b.L
Product: Wnt family member 10B L homeolog
Exons: 5
Coding region: 505-1503 (332 amino acids)
Biological process (GO): animal organ development; cell fate commitment; Wnt signaling pathway
Cellular component (GO): extracellular region
Molecular function (GO): frizzled binding; signaling receptor binding; cytokine activity
Source: RefSeq, a predicted model, not a curated record
AGGAGCCAAUCUGCCAGAGAAACAGCCCCAUAUCCCAAACAGGAGCUGCUCAGACUGUGUCACAGGCACAGAACUACCAGGGCUGCAAACACAACCACAGGGAGAGCCAGUGCUACAGGGAACAGCAGUGGGAAGCUUGGUGGGACCACAGAGCAACAGCAUCCAGGAGACAUGAAGCACCCACUGAGAUCACAAGGGAGCAUCUGUAGCCCAUAGCCAGGCACAGGAGAGCAAGGGCAGGUUGGACUGACAUAGAUAGAAGCCCCCCGGGCCAGGAGAUGAAGGAAGAGCCUCACCAUCUGACACAGCUGUCCAAUGAAAUGUCAGAGGAUGGCCUGGGACAACCGUACAGAAACAUGGCCCUGGAUUCUUGCCAUUGCCAUCUGGCUGUCCAGCCGGUAAAUAGUUCUGUGCAACAAUAUAUUGGGUCUAAAACUACCAAAUGACCCUAUACUGACUCCCAACACUGUCUGCCUGACAUUACCUGGCUUGAGCAAACGCCAGAUGGGUCUGUGUGUGCGUAACCCGGAUGUCACAGCCUCAGCUCUGCAGGGAAUCCAGAUCGCUAUCCACGAAUGCCAACACCAGCUGAAAGGGCAACGGUGGAAUUGCUCCACAUUGGAGACCACAGGCAAAAUGCCCCAUGACAGUGCCAUCCUCAAAAGAGGAUUUCGGGAGAGCGCCUUUGCCUUCUCUCUACUGGCAGCUGGUGUAAUGCAUUCAGUUGCUACAGCUUGUAGCCUAGGCAAGCUUCAGGGCUGUGGUUGUGAGUGGAAAAGACGGGGUACUGAAGAGAAGAUACGACUGAAGCUGAAUCAGCUGCAACUCCAAGCUCUGUCUAAAGUCAAGGGUCUUCCCAGGGACUUGACCCCACUUCUUCGAGAGACACCAGAGCCCAGCCCACAGGAUACCUGGGAAUGGGGAGGCUGCAAGCAUGAGCUGGAGUUUGGGGAGAAAUUCUCCAGAGACUUUCUAGACUCCAGGGAGUCUCCAAGGGAUAUUCAUGCAAGAAUGAGAAUUCAUAACAACCGUGUGGGACGUCAGGCUGUGACAGAGAACAUGAAACGUAGAUGCAAGUGCCACGGGACAUCUGGCAGUUGCCAGUUCAAGACUUGCUGGCAUGUGACUCCUGAUUUUCGAGCUGUUGGUACCCUAAUGCGGGACAAGUUUCAGCGGGCUGUAUUUGUUAACUCAAGAAACAAGAAUAGUGGGGCCUUUCACCCACGACUGAACAAGAAGCGCUUGGCAAAGGAGCUGGUGUACUUUGAGAAAUCUCCAGAUUUCUGUGAAAAGGAUCCCAGAGUGGAUUCCCCAGGCACUCAAGGGCGAGUGUGCAACAAAACAAGCCAGCAGAUGGACAACUGUGCCAGCCUUUGCUGCGGCCGAGGACACAAUAUACUGAUGCAGACCCGGAGAGAACGUUGCAACUGCCGUUUCCACUGGUGCUGUUACGUGAUGUGCGAAGAAUGCCGUGUCACACAGUUGGUCAAUGUUUGCAAGUGAAUCAGUCAGAGUCAUGGUUCUUGAACAUGGGGGGGGCUUUAUUUAUCAAAGUCUGAAUUUAUAUGACUAUUUUAAUAAAAAAGUCUGACCAAACUAGAA